AAAUUGUCAAGUGUCAAAAGCGUCAGCUGAUUAGAGUUAAUUGUUAAUCAGAUAAACAGAUUUAACAAUAAACACGCUGUUAAUUGUUAAUAACUGUUUCUACAUGGGAUUGUUAAGAAGAUGUCUCUUUUACAAGAAUUAAGUUACAAAGAAUACAAGGAAUUAUGCUCCUUAAGCAGUGAACUCUGUCAAGUGAUAGCUAAUUUGGCAAAUUUAAAUAUUGUUUUCAAUGAUAAAAAGAAUCCGGGACAGUUACUAUCAAAAUUUUUAGAUCGCAAGGGCUGUUCCUUAACUCAGUACAAAAAUUAUCUAAACAAGGCACUUAACACUAAAACAAUAAUCACAUAUUACAAACCUCAAACUAAAGUGGCAAUAUUGUUAGCUAAUAAUAAAUAUGAACAUUUGAGUAAAUUAGUGACGCCAUCUAUUGAUUGUGAUUCUUUGGCUUCGAAUUUAAAGAGGCUAGGUUUUAUAUCUAUCAUUGUUAUAAAUACGAGAAGUAAGGACUGCAAGGAUAUUUUAUCGAAAAUAUUUAAUGUUAUACCAGAGGAUUCAUAUUGUUUUAUUUUCUAUGCCGGUCAUGGUUGUGAGCUUUGUAAUACUAAAUGCAUCUUAAGUGUGGAUUGUCCGACGGAAGACAUAGAUUUGAAUCAUUGCGUCACAGAGAACUGGUUGUUAAGUGAAGUAGAGAAAUGUAAACCGGAAAUGUGUGUCUUAAUCAUGGACAUGUGCAGAAAGAAUUUGGAGAGAGAAACAAAUCCAAAAAUUUACUCAAACAUAUCAAAUUUAGAGAAUUAUUCGAUUCAUAGAAACUUAAUAAUAUGUUAUUCCACUCAAUCAUCACAAUCAGCAUAUGAAUUGCUGCAAAUCGAGCAUUCGGAGAGCAUCGACAAUGAUUUGACCUACGAGUUGAGGACGGGAGAUACUGACAAGAUACUGCCGUUUGGCAGUCAAUAUGUUAAUGUGCUGUGUUCUAGAAUCGGUGAUGAUUUUGACAUAAGUACAUUGUUGGACAAGGUUCAUGAAGAUGUUGAAAAUUCAUCAAAAAAGCAGAUACCUAUUAAAGUCCAAUGUGGUGUAUCUAAGAGAUCUCUGUAUGAUCCGGUGAAAGGUGACAUGAAGGCGCUUUUGGAUAACCUAACAAAAAUUUUAAAAGAAUAUGUGGAUAAUGAUUUAUUAUACUUUGUACAUUAAUAUGUUUAUUAAUUUUACUGAUGAGGUACUAUUAUACAUUUUCCUGAUCUCGUCCAAGUGAACCAUAGCGUAUC
Danaus plexippus (monarch butterfly) is the source of this 1268-nucleotide messenger RNA. RefSeq lists its product as uncharacterized. Gene Ontology annotation, molecular function: cysteine-type endopeptidase activity. Gene Ontology annotation, biological process: proteolysis. The transcript has 6 exons. The coding region runs from base 121 to 1194 and encodes 357 amino acids. Lineage: Eukaryota; Metazoa; Arthropoda; Insecta; Lepidoptera; Nymphalidae. The record is from RefSeq and is a predicted model, not a curated record.